AGGAGGAAAAAAGUAAAAUCUUACGGAAAGGCCACGGUUUCAGACCUAAAAAACAUGACCCUGGAAAAAACACACAUCACACAAAUAGUUUAUUAUUAGUUUAUCAUCAUCGUCUCCAAUUCUUUCUCUACUUCUUCUUCUCCAUCGUCAACUAACCUUACCUCCAACUCUCAAUCCCCUUUCUCAAUGUCUGAAUCCACCCUCAUCGACGACGAUGACCCCGAAUUCUUCGACGCCCUCGAAGAUUUCACCUUCUCCGAUCCCUCAGACUCUCAAAACUCCACUUCAGUACACAAACUCAACAGCAACAAUCCCAAUUCUGUUUCAAACCCACCUGAACCGUCAUCAGUUCCGUUCUCCGCCGGCCUCCGUCGCCGGCGACACAGUUCGAAAGAAUUCCGUUUCAAAAACAGUUCCGAUGUUUUAGCGGAUGCUAAGCUUCAUGCUCCUCCAGCGAAAGGUUACAAGUUUUUGUUGAAUUUGAAGGAUAAACCGUUAAAGAAAGACACUGAUAUGAAGUCACUGUUAGUUAAAGAAACCGAUAUGUAUUCCCUGUUAAAGAAAGAUAUUGAUAUGAAUUCGCUGAAUUCUUCUAGCGCGUUGACUGAAGGUGAAAUCGUUAAUGAUGAUCGGUCUGCUACAGUUGAUUCGGUUAAUUCGGUUAAUUCGAAUUUAGUUUUCACUUUGAUUUGGUUAAUAAUGAAAGUGAUUUCUAUGAAAGCAAGUUUGUUAGUUAAGGUUGUUACGUUUCUGGUAUGGUUAACACAUGCAUCUUGCAUGUUUGUUACUAAUCCGUUUGCGGUUAUAGCACGCGCAAAGCGUCACACGAUAAGAAGCGUUUUAAGGUUGUUAAGGUCCUGUUUGGGUGAAGUGAAGCGGAUUGUGUACAAGUUGAUUACAGGAAAUAAAUCUGUUGGGAAAUUGUGUAUGCAAAUUGGUUGGGGAUUGUUGUGUGCAGCUUUUGUUGGUUUCGUUUUGUUUUGUUUGUUGGUUUUUGCGUUUGUUGUUGGUGGCGUGGUGAUGAAAUGUGUUGUGGAGGCGCCUGUGAGUAAGAUUGCGCGUUUGAAUUUUGAUUAUAUGAGAGAUGCUCCAAUGGCUUUUGUGCCUAUAAUGUCUUGUUUUGGGCGUGAUUGUGGGUGUGAUGAAAAGAUUGAGUUUGAUAAUGUUGGUAUGUCGAGAGUAGUCCCGCUUGAUCGUAAGUUGCAGGCGACCGUCUCGUUAACCUUGCCUGAAUCGGGUUACAACAGAAAUCUUGGCAAUUUUCAGGUGAGGGUAGACUAUCUCUCAAGCAAUGGCAAGCCCCUUUCAAGCGCAACUCAACCAUGUACGAUGCGAUUCAAAAGCUGGCCCAUCCGCCUUUUGAUGACGGUUUUUAACCUGGUCCCGCUAAUCACUGGCUACUCAUCAGAAUCCCAAACCGUGGACAUCAAGUUUAACGGAUACACAGAGCAGGAAAUUCCAACUUCUUGCGUGAGAGUGGUGCUAGAACCGCGAGCAGAGUUUGCAAAGGGUGGCGGUGUUCCUGAAAUUUACACGGCUCGUUUAAAACUCGAGUCACAGCUUCCACUUUUGAAGCGGGUUCUGUGGUCGUGGAAAGCAACCGUGUUUGUUUGGACUAGUAUCGCGAUAUUUAAAUUUGUUUUAGUUUUCGUGUUAUUAUGUUGUGCUCCAUGGCUGCGGUUAAGUGGUGGCCCGCCUUUGAAUAAUACUGGUUCAAGUUAGUAAUCCUGGAAUAAGCUUGUUUGCAGUCAUACGGUGAUCAAAGACGUGAAUCCAAAACGACGGCAACUUCAUGAAGGUUUGGUGACCGAGGGUUGACCUUUAGACGUAUGUGAUCGUAUAAUUAGUAUGGUAUAUGCACAUAUACAUAUGGUAUUGAUGUAUGUUACCUGUAUAUGUCUUGUUAAUGGGCAGUUAUUUUUGGUAUUCCUAUAAUAAAUAUUAAUAACAUAACUAUUUAAAACUGUA
Helianthus annuus (common sunflower) is the source of this 1968-nucleotide messenger RNA. RefSeq names its product seipin-2. The transcript is spliced from 2 exons. The record is from RefSeq and is a predicted model, not a curated record. Lineage: Eukaryota; Viridiplantae; Streptophyta; Magnoliopsida; Asterales; Asteraceae. Gene Ontology annotation, biological process: lipid droplet organization; lipid storage. Bases 187 to 1722 code for a protein of 511 amino acids. Gene Ontology annotation, cellular component: endoplasmic reticulum membrane.